Molecule: messenger RNA, 1101 nt
Organism: Synchiropus splendidus (mandarinfish)
Lineage: Eukaryota; Metazoa; Chordata; Actinopteri; Syngnathiformes; Callionymidae
Gene: pnp4a
Product: purine nucleoside phosphorylase 4a
Exons: 7
Coding region: 47-931 (294 amino acids)
Biological process (GO): nucleoside metabolic process
Cellular component (GO): cytoplasm
Molecular function (GO): purine-nucleoside phosphorylase activity
Source: RefSeq, a predicted model, not a curated record
CUCACACGGACUCAGGCAUCUCAGCCGCGCUCACACUCUCUGCAUCAUGCACAGCAAAGAACAGAUCAGCCAUGACGAAUACCAGAAGACAGCCGAUUGGUUGCUGACGCACACGAAACACCGCCCCCAAGUGGCGAUCAUCUGCGGCUCCGGACUGGGGAUGCUGGCUGACACUCUGAAAUGUCAAGACUCCUUUGCCUACUCAGACAUUCCAGGAUUCCCUCACAGCACAGUGAAAGGUCACGCCGGCCGCCUGGUUUUCGGGGAGCUGAAGGGAAAGACAUGCGUGUGCAUGCAGGGCCGCUUCCACAUGUACGAGGGACACUCGCUCUCCAAGACGACGUUCCCGAUUCGGGUCUUCAAGCUGCUCGGGGUGGAGACGCUGAUCGUAACGAACGCAGCGGGCUCAUUGGAUGACGGCCUACAUCCAGGUGACAUCAUGAUCAUCAAGGACCAUGUGAACUUCCCGGGGCUGGUCGGUCUGAACCCACUGUGUGGACCCAACGACGAAAAGUUCGGACCUCGGUUUCCAGCCAUGUCUGGUUGCUACGACAAAGGCCUUCGUUGUCUCGCCAUGGAAAUCGCCAAGCAACUGGGCGUGGCCAGCAUCACGCAGGAGGGCGUGUACGCCAUGGUGGGCGGGCCCAACUUUGAGACCAUCGCUGAGGCUCGGCUGAUGCACCGACUGGGGGUGGACGCAGUUGGUAUGAGUACAGCUCCCGAGGUCGUCAUGGCGACUCACUGUGGUCUUAAAGUCUUCGGCCUGUCUCUGAUCACCAACAAGGUGGUGAAGACCUACGAGGACGGUGACAGUGUGAACCACGAGGGGGUGCUGGAGGUCGGCCGUCUUCGCUCGCAGACUCUUCAACAGUUGGUGACUGAACUCAUCGGCAAGAUGGAGAUCAAUAACAACAUCAAUAACAUCCUCUAGAAACAACACUGUGUAUUUAAGACCACUGUGUUUUACCUUUUGUUUUGAUUUCCCCUUGAUAUUUUAUAUCCCGGCUGUACUGAAAAUUGUCUCGGGAGAGAUUGUUUAUGGUGUGAAUCAGACAUAAUUUAUAGAGUUUUUAUACGCUGAUAACUUGACAGAUUAAUAUA